Pleuronectes platessa (European plaice) is the source of this 2273-nucleotide messenger RNA. RefSeq names its product B-box and SPRY domain containing (gene bspry). The transcript has 6 exons. The record is from RefSeq and is a predicted model, not a curated record. Lineage: Eukaryota; Metazoa; Chordata; Actinopteri; Pleuronectiformes; Pleuronectidae. Bases 1 to 1425 code for a protein of 474 amino acids. Gene Ontology annotation, molecular function: protein binding.
AUGUCGGAGGAGCUCGUAACGUGUGAACUAACAUGCUCCAGCUCAGCGAGGGAACCCCCGGGGGCUUCUCCGAGGACUGAGAGCACGAACAUGGACCGCGAACAGCCCAUUUUCUCCGUGUUGAGCGUCGGUGCCAAGGACAGGACGGCGGCAGCGGCGGCGGAGGGGGACACCGCGUUGAAGAGCUCCGGCGGCGGCGGCGGUUUAGGAGCAGCCUCCCCCUCCGCCACCUCCGACACGGAGUCCGGGAUCUUCUCCGGUGAGUGUGAGCUCUGCGUGGAGCACGAGUCCGAGCUCGACUGGUUCUGCGGCACCGAGCAGAAGCUCAUCUGCUCCCACUGCGCCAUCGUCGGCCCCUGCCACGGACACACGGUGACCCCUCUGGCCACCAGGGUCUCAGCGAUCCGGAAUGAAAUGGUGGAUGUGUGUGAGAAAAUGCAGCUGCAGGCGCUGAGGAUGGAAAGAUUCAUCAACCAGACGCUGAUAGUCAAAGAGCAGAAGCUCCAGGCAUCGGCGAGCAGGGCGAGGGAGCAUGUGCUGGCUCAGGUCAGCGCAGCUCGGGAAGCCCUGGAGGAGGAGGAGCAGCGUCUGCUGGAGGAGGUGCAGAGGGAGGAGGAGCGGGUGGAGCAGUGUCUCCUCACCCAGAGGGCCCACUGGAGCCAGGCCCUGGUGAAUCUGUCUCAAACACGUUCACGUCUGGUGCAUACGCUUACGCACACUCCCGAUGCACAGCUAGUGACUAGCGUCCAGGACAUAGUUGAAAGGGUGGAGGAGGCAGAAGGGGUCGGGGAGCCCUGCGAUACAGAGCAACUCAACCUGAACCCAGGCUGCAGUGACAGCAAGCUGCUGAGAGGUCUGUGGGCCACGGCGGUGCUGCUCGGUCCAAACGCUCAUGGAUCAUCGUGUUUAAAGUUUGAUGGGCGCACAGUGAGCCCGCUCCUGUCCCUGUCUGAGGACUCCUGCACUUUGACCUUCCUCACCAAAAAAACUCGCCAAUCGCCUCUCUAUGACCCGGCCCGAUUCGACUGUUGGCCCAACGCGCUGGGUUCACUGUCCGUGUCCUCCGGCACCCACAGCUGGAUGGUGGACGUCGGCCAAUGUGGCGCCUUUAAGGUCGGGGUCUGCUACGCCUCUCUGGAACGCAAAGGCUCCGGGAACAACGCGCGGCUCGGUUACAACACUCAGUCCUGGGUGUUGUCUCGCUAUGACGGGGACUACUCCUUCUGCCACGCUGGGCAGAAGGUUCCCCUGCAGGUGGUGAGGACCCCCAAGAGGAUCGGCGUGCUGCUGGACUGGCCAAGUCAGACGCUGUUGUUUUAUGAGCCAGACUCCUGCACCUUGCUGCACUGCAUCACGCAGCACUUCACCGCCCCGCUGCUGCUGGCGUGUGCCGUGACGGACCGCAGCAUCACCAUAGUACACUGACUGUCCCGAAUGACCAUCAAAUUCUAAAUGACUUUAAAGAUGUGAAGAAAAGCAAGGAAGAGACUUUGUUUUAUCUCCAGACUUUUUCUAUUUAUUCUUCCGUCUUCUUAGAGAUUUUUUCUACUGGUUGUGAUAAUUUAUCUGUUGAUCAUAUUAUACAGUAGUUGUGCUAUUGUGACUGACAGUGAUUGUUUUUUAUAACGUUUUUAAUAUGAUUCUUUAUAUAAUCACUUUGAUCUGUUUAAUGCUAUAGAAAAUAUUGAUUACACUGGUUGAUCAAGGACUACUGUAAAUGUUAUGUGGCAUAUUCUCAGUUAACUGAUUGUUUUUUUGUCAUUUGUUUUAUUAAUAUAACAUUUUCUUUGGGAUGAAAAUCAUAGUGUUUGUGCAUUCUGUGAUGAAACAGCAGGGUUUAGUUUUACCUGCAGUUACAUGGCACUCUGCAGGAAGACGUCUGAACAGAAUGAUUGUAACUCAUAAACACUAAUUCUCAUUCAGUUUUGUCUCAAUCUGAAAUUAAAAGUUUGAGGUUGGUGUUCCUUGUUUACAAAAACCCGUAACUUUGAUUUCCCGGUCUCAAACUUAUAUUAGAUGUUUUUUCUUCAACAUAUAUAGGGGCUUAAAGGUUAGAGAAAAAGGCCUGUGAAUACAAUGUUGCAAGAAUAAACCAAUAAUGGUUCACACAUGCACACACAAAAACAAAAAGAAUAAACAUAAAGGAUAAACACAUAACUGGCCAAAAGGAAAUGCACAGAUACUUGCAAAGAUAAUUUUUUUUAACUUUGCAACAUUCCAGAUAUUUUUUUCUAUUAUCUACAAAUAUGCCAUUAAAAUCUGAGUUAAUUCAA